Molecule: messenger RNA, 5135 nt
Organism: Plectropomus leopardus (leopard coralgrouper)
Lineage: Eukaryota; Metazoa; Chordata; Actinopteri; Perciformes; Serranidae
Product: forkhead box protein O1-A-like
Biological process (GO): regulation of transcription by RNA polymerase II
Cellular component (GO): nucleus
Molecular function (GO): DNA-binding transcription factor activity, RNA polymerase II-specific; RNA polymerase II cis-regulatory region sequence-specific DNA binding
Source: RefSeq, a predicted model, not a curated record
GUUGCAACUAGUCUCUGCAGGAUGGUGUGAACUUCACUGAAGACCUUGAACGAAACAUUUAUCUCACUCUGAAACUACAAACCUCUCUUAUCUUGGUUGGUUGGAGUCUGGUGUGUGAACGCAACAUUUUUUUAAAAAAAAAAACCUAACCUAUAAUUUUCUUUUCAUUAAUUAUUCUUUUUAUGUGAGAGUCUGAGUGACUGUCAGACAUGGCUGAGGCACCGCCACCACAGCCACAACCGGUCGAAAUUGACCCGGAAUUUGAGCCUCUCUCCCGCCCGCGCUCCUGCACCUGGCCGCUGCAGCGACCGGAGCUCAACGACCCGUCCGGCUCCAACACCUCCUCCCCGGCCCCGUCUGUGCAGCAGGAGUCGGGAGGAAACACCGAGUUCAUCAGCAACCUCGGCUUGUUGGAGGAGGACUACGAAGAGUAUGCAGAGCAGAAACCGCCUGUGUCCUGCAAUGACUUUCAGUGUCGGGAGGGAAACUGUGUGCAACCACAUCACCACCACCACCACCACCAUCACCAUCCUCUCCAGCAGCAGCAGCAGCAGCAGCAGCAGGUCGCGGGUCCGCAGCUGCCGCCUCAGCAACAGGUGCCUGUUCCUGGUGUCGCUCCGCUUGGUAGCUCCGGACAGAGGAAGAGCAGCUCGUCCCGUCGUAACGCCUGGGGGAACAUGUCGUACGCUGACCUGAUUACUAAGGCGAUAGACAGCUCACCAGAGAAGAGGCUGACACUGUCUCAGAUUUAUGACUGGAUGGUCAAGAGUGUGCCUUACUUCAAGGAUAAAGGGGACAGCAACAGCUCCGCGGGCUGGAAGAACUCCAUCAGACAUAACCUGUCCCUGCACAGCCGCUUUGUGCGCAUACAAAAUGAGGGAACGGGAAAAAGCUCCUGGUGGAUGCUGAACCCAGAGGGUGGAAAGAACGGAAAGUCACCCCGACGCAGAGCUGCAUCCAUGGACAACAACAGUAAGUUUGCCAAGAGCAGAGGAAGAGCCACAAAGAAAAAGAUGGCUCUACAGGAAGGGGUUGAGGGAGGAGCUGGCAGUCCUGGUUCCCAGUACUCUAACUGGCUGGGAAGCCCAAACUCCCACAGUAAUGAGGACUUUGAAUCCUGGAGCUCAUUUAGGACACGCACCAGCUCUGACGCCAGCACCCUGAGUGGCUGCCAUUCACCUUUCCCUCCUGAGCAGGAUGACCUGGGGGAGUCUGAUGGCCAUAUGAUGUAUUCUGGGGCGGCAGGGUCCAAGAUAACCUCCACCCUGCCCAGCCUGUCCGAGGUUGCUGGACCCAUUGGCCAACACGGCUCAGAGAACGUCAUGGAGAGUCUGCUGGAUAACCUGAACCUGCUGUCUCCUAAAACCGCCCAGCUGGGUUCUGACUCCUCACAUUCAUCAAAUGCUGCAAUUCUUCAGAGUAUCCCCUACAGCUCUGCCGGCUUGACCCCGCACCCGCAGAAGGACUACCGUAAGUGCAUGUACAGCCAGGUGAGGAUGAACUCCCUGCCCCCUUCCCCCAUGCAGACCCUCCCAGAGACCAAGCCUGGCUUUGGGGCUUAUGAGAACCAGUAUAUCUGCCCUGCUGGCCUCCUCAAAGAGCUGCUGACCUCAGAUGCAGAGGCCAGUAGGGACACACAGGUGUCUCAGAUAGGCAGAGGAGGUUGUCUAAUGCCCACUUACAGCCGUCAGAGCCACAUGGUGGGUCAUAAUGGAGUUAAAAUGAUGAAUCCUCCUCAAAGUCACACAGUUCCACAUGGAAAUCCACAAGCUAUACAUAGCCAGGGUCCUUCAACCUCACAAGACUUGAAUAGCUGUAACAUGAUCCCCCUGACUAGUCUGACUAGUCUUUCAGGGGCCCCUCCUCGAAUGACCAGCCUGAGGACAUGCAUGCCACCGCCCCGUGGACACCCAGCACACACUAUCACUGUUUCAGCAAACUACGGCAGCAAUAAUGGGUACAGGGAACUGAACUCGGUUCACCCAAACAGUCAUCACCAAGAGCGGCUGCCCAGUGAUCUGGACAACAUGUCCAUUGAGAGGUUUGAAUGUGACAUGGAGACUGUCCUCCAUGACACCCUUAUGGAUGGCGGGGCGCUGGACUUUAACUUUGACCCCGCAGCUGGGCCUCAUGGGUUUCCCCAGAGGGUAAAGACCACCACACAUAACUGGGUGUCAGGCUAGGACGCAUGGGGGAUCACACAGAGGUGAGGCCAACAGGUUUUAUCAGCAUCACGCCACUGCUCACUGUCAUUUACAGGCUGGAAAAUAUAAAUAAAUAUAAAUUCCCAGAAGCCACCAAGAUCACACCAAGAUCAUGUCCUGAGUGUCAUCUCUGUGUAUAAUCAUGCAUGUCAUUACUUUAAAUUCAAUUAAGUAAACAAAAUAAGUUUGUCAUUUAGAUCCAGAUAAUGAAUACAACCUGAAUUUCAUUUAUAACGGCAUUGAACAUGCUUAAAAAGACAGUUCUGCAACGAGAGAAAAUUAUUGAGACAAGCCCAUAGCCUGUAGAGUUCAGGGAGGACCCCCCCCCCCCCCCCCCCCCCACACCCCCGGUAAUUACAUUAUGUGCAUUACAUUUAUGCAGAAAGAGACACAAAUUGAUGCAUUGAAAUUCACCAGAAUGCAAGAAAUUAAAAAGUGUUAUGCUCAAAAUAUCCUGAGGGAGAACCCCAGAGCCCCAGUUCCAUAUGUGCCCCCAAAUGUUGACAUGAAACCUGCACCCUUGGACAAGCUAGCAGUAACAGUUGCCUUGUUUUCAGCUGCCUUUCAAAAACUGGAAAUGCAUGUGCACUUGUCUAUUUUUGUCAAUUCAUGUUAAUAUAAAGAUAUACAGUAUAUUACAGACAACAUAAAAAAAGGUUGAGCUUAAGUAAUUUCUCAAAGAUUUCUCAAAAAUUUCUCUAUCGUUUGUGGCCAGUCAACACUGCAGGAUCACAUUUUGUUUGAAAACUAAACUUUGCAGCAGUUAUUCAGCCAAGCUGAACAUACUUGCGGGACUUCAAAAACAGGUCUUCACUUGUAACAAUCCAGUGAAAAGAGCCAGUUUGGGGGCCAACUCAGCAAGCUAUUCAGUGAGAUACAAGUAUGGAUGAAUAUUUCCACAGUGUGAUUCGACACAUUAGUGGUAUUUGGCCUUGUGCGUAAAUGGUCAAGUAUAAUUUGAAAAUGGCACCCAAAUUUUUAAAGGAGGAUUUGAUAUUACAUUCCAGUGGACCAAAAACCUGCUAAAUUUGAUGUUCUCCAUCAUCUGAUCAGUGACAAGAAAAUCAAUAUAUAAAGUUUAAAUUUAAGAUCUUUAAGCAUAGGGCCCUGAAUGGCGAAGGAUUCAAGUGUUGAUCUAGUGAGAUCUUUCUUCUUAAAUGCUAGAUAAAUCAGUGUAUCAUCUGCAUAGUGAUACACACUAACUUCAUUAAAAUAGUAAAUUAAAAUUAACUAGAGGUGAGAACAGAGUAAGUCCUAAAACAGACAUCUGAACACCACAAAGCAGAUGAUGAAACAAACACCAAAAAUAUUCUGAUUGGUGAACACACAGAUUCAAUGUAUAUAGACAGAUGUUGUGGUACAGUGUUGUCAGAUUCAUCACUCAAACAUAAGCCAUAUUUUCUCACCAAUAGAUGUCUAUAGAGACCGUGAGACAAGCUGUAUCUUUGUCUGAAAUGAAUUUAUCAUUCAUAUGAUGAUAUUUAUUUGGGUUUUUUUGGUAACUAUUGGAUUCUUGCUUCGUAUUUUUUAUUCUUGUAAAAAAAAACAUGAGUGCCUAUGCUGUGUACAGUGUAUACUGUUUUUUAGUUACAUGGUAUUGCUAUGCUGUUUUUGUCUUGUUACAUCAAACUAAUACUGAAUAAAAUUAAAGAUAUUUUAGAGAAGUUUCCAUCUAAAACAACUCACUAAAAGUCCAUAUCAAUCACAAUUCAUGUGGAGAAGUGAACUUAGUAAAUGCUCCCUGUUGCGUUAAUGGUUUUAUCAAUCAGUAAUUAAGAGUUGCUUAAAAAGUGCAGGUGUUUUGGAUAACCUUUGAAGAAUAAGACUCCUCAACAUCUUAUUUUGCCUUUUUGGAUUUAAUCAGGGGAAACGUUCCAGCUCUAGUCUAGGACCACAAUGACCUCUGUGACAUUAGGAAAUUUAACUAAGCUUGAAGUUAGGCAAAACAUUUCAUUUUGAUGAACUAAGAAAAACAAAAAAAAAAAACCAAGCUCUGAAAUUCUAAAACACAUGGGACAUUUUGGACAAUUUUUCUGAUUCUCGAAAUAGAAACUAUCCCUUUAAGAGUUGUGAUACAGUGGGAGAAGCAGUAGUUGGAGAGACUGAUGACGAAACCCCUGAACUGACUGGACCAUGGCCUUCAAAGUUUAGUUGACACAGCAGAGGAUUUAUUUGCUCAUUACCUCCUGCAGUUUUUAUGCACCAAAGAGUUGUCUACUCUACCAAACACAUUUAAGUGUGCCAGUUCACUGUGCCUCACAGACUUAUAAUGCUGUACAUAUUAUUUUAUUGUAGUAGAUUUUUGUAUAUGAAGGGAUUAAAUGACUUAUUAGGAUUAUACUGAAGUAUUAUACCAUAUGUAUGAUUGUUAGAAAUGGUUGUUUACAUAUCUUAGUCCAAAUCAUAUCAAUAAAUUUAUGAACACUCAUACCUCCAAAUAUUUUACCUCUGAAGUGUUGAAGGGAUUUUCCUGCCAUGUUCCUCACUGUGUAAUGUAUUGAAUUUGUCUUCAUCUUUGACAUAGUUUUGUGAAUAUUUUUUUCAUCGCAUGUAUUUGAUUAAUGCUGUUUGGACCUGUUCAGAGUGAUGGACCAUCUGUCUUUGUAUGCAUUUCCUAUGUUUUCUUGUUCUUGAGGAUUAUAGCCAUUAGUCUCAAGUAAAUAUUUUGUGACAGCACAGUGAAUCAUUUUAAAUUAAACAUGUAUUUGUGUGAAAUUAAACAUUUUAAAAGAUUUUUUAAAAAAGGAUGUGAAUUCAUCUAUUCAGACCAAACUGAAGGACAGCAAUUGAGAAUUUAAUUAUACUUUGGAAUAAAGCUACUUCUGUAAUUAUGAAAGCAUAAAUAAAUGGAAACAUUUUAAUAAUAGGUCAAAAAAGAGAAUAUAAUGCAUUUUUAUAUGUAAUCUUUGACAUUAAACAAAUGAUGAAAUC